Hyaloperonospora brassicae is the source of this 972-nucleotide messenger RNA. Lineage: Eukaryota; Oomycota; Peronosporomycetes; Peronosporales; Peronosporaceae. The record is from the annotation of a GenBank genome assembly.
AUGUCGCUGGACUUGCUGUUGAAGACAACAGUGGGUGGUCAAGCCGACGAGCCGGUGACCGUUGCGUUCCCGUACAUUUCGACAGGGUUGUUUGCCUUCCCGGACGACAUUGCAGUGCAGCUGGCGGUGGACAGUGUGCUAGAGUGGUUGGCAACGCAUCGAGACGAGAUCCGGGUAUGGAAGGUGGUCUUUAACACAUUCCUGAAGCGCGACUACGACAUGUACGUCGACUACAUCGAGAGCAAGUGCGUGGGUAGUGUGUCACUGCCUCGCGCACCGGUUCCUGCGCCUUUGCGACGCGCUUUUGAGGCGAUCCGAGACGCCGACUAUUUGUUGGUGUCAGUCGGUGCUGGACUGUCGGCUGCUGCUGGUGUUGACUUUGGGUCGCAAGACGUGAUGGACAUGCUGCAUCCCAACGUGCGUCGAGCCAUUCCCAGUUUCCGGGCACUGGCCAACACGAUCGGCUUUCGUCCGCCGACGUAUGCGUACCUGAAGAGUAUCUCGGACAUGUUUGAGUGUCGGGAGAAAGGCUCAGUGUUCACGAAGACCAGCAACGCAGACGGCAUAUUGGAGCAAGAAGGGUUUGAUCCGUCCGCCUUGUUUGUCAUGCAAGGCGACUUUGGGAUGCAGAGCUUCAAUCCGGAGACAUACCAAAUUGACGACCCUACAGGUGUUCCGAAGUGUCCUACAUGCAAUGGCCGCAUGUCGACUUUCUUGCGUGAAGACGAUACGUUUCUGGAUAGUGGCGUGAAAGAAGGGCGCGAUAGGUACGAGAAAUGGCUGGCGCGGGUGAUGGGUCAAGUGCACACCAACAGCAAGAAGCUCGUUAUCCUCGGGGUGGGUGCUGGUUUCAACACUCCUGUCGUGCUUCGCAUUCCUGAUGAACGACUUGCACUCCACGACGGAGUGCAGCUCGUGCGCGUGAACUCCGACGCGCUGGACUACAUCGCACAUCAUUUGCAUUUUCAAUAG